AUGCCACAUAAUAAACACAAGGAGAAAUUACUUCCCGGGAAAAAUGCAAAUGACUCAGAAAUUACAGAAUGCAAGAAUGGCGGCAUAGAUAAAAAUAAUAUCCAGAAAAAUGAGAGUAUGGUAUUUUGCGGGAAUAGUGUGGAUGAAAGAACUUGCUUCUGCUAUGAAACCACUACAAAUAGUAAAUUUACGUGUAAACAUCAAAGUUGGAUGUGCAAUACUGAAGGGUGUAAUAAAAGCAAUGAAAAGAUAGAUGCAGUCAUAUGCGAAAAAACAAAAGACUGUGGGGAUAUAGAUAAUUCAGGCGAUAAUGGCAGUAUUAAGGAGGAUAUGCAGAUGCACACGCCUGAUAUAAUCCGAAGCUAUGGGGAGGUGCAGUUUAUUGGGCACCGGGGGAUGGGAAAUGGGCAUGCGCUUGGGGAGAAUACAGUUGCAGCUAUCCUGGCAUGUGGGAAGUUUUUGAAAAUGGCUGAGAUAGAUGUGCAGUUAAGCCUAGAUGAAGUGGUGUUUGUGCAUCAUGACCUGUCCUUGAAUGGCAUGCAGAUCGAUAGAAUUCAUUCAUCUGAGCUUCUUCAGCAAGGAGUUCUUCUGCUCUCUGAGCUAUUGUGCUCUACUGAAAUUGGCUUGAAUGUAGAGGUGAAAUUCGAGCAGCAGAAUAUUUCAGCAGAAAUAUGGUGCAAAGCUGUUUUGGAUGUGGUAGCAGAGCAUGGAAAAGGCAGGGAGAUUGUGUAUAGCUCAUUCAGCCAGGAAGUCUGCACUGAGCUCAGGAAACACACCCAGAGUGUGCUGUUCUUGGUGGAAAAACUCACUGAAGAAAGUGUAAAAUAUGCUGAGACCCAGAGACUGCCUGGGAUAGUGACAGAAGUAGAGGAGGUCUUGAAUAAUCUUCAUAUUGUAAAGAUGAUAAGAGAGAAGGGCCUUUCCCUUAUAACAUACGGCAAAGGAAACUCUGAGUUUGUAAAAAUUGAAGAGCAACUACGUCUUGGCGUAUGCGGGAUCAUUGCAGACAGUGUGGAAAGUGUCUUUGAGAGAUACAUUCGCCCAAUACAGAAAUAA
Messenger RNA from Nematocida ausubeli, 1056 nucleotides. RefSeq lists its product as uncharacterized. The coding region runs from base 1 to 1056 and encodes 351 amino acids. The record is from RefSeq and is a predicted model, not a curated record. The transcript has a single exon. Gene Ontology annotation, biological process: glycerophospholipid catabolic process. NCBI's taxonomy places the organism in Eukaryota, Fungi, Microsporidia. Gene Ontology annotation, molecular function: phosphoric diester hydrolase activity.